AUGAUGGCGAAGCUGGGGAUAUUGGUAGCGUUUAUCGUGUUUCUGGAGGCGGUCUCCGCGACCUCUCUCGGGGUGGUCUACACAGAGGGAGGUAUGGUGCAGGGCGAGAACAUCCGUCUCGGGUUCCGCCGUCACAUGGACGUCUUCAGGGGGAUUCCCUUUGCUGACAUCCCUGGAAGGUUUGAGAAACCAAAACGUCACCCGGGCUGGGACGGUGUUCUGAAGGCCACCGAGUACAGGAACAGAUGCAUGCAGGUGAACAUGAUCAUGACCGAUACCAGAGGCAGUGAGGACUGUCUUUACCUGAACAUCUGGGUUCCUCACGGCCGCUCAGUGUCCUCUAAUCUGCCCGCUAUGAUCUGGAUCUAUGGGGGAGGCUUCCUUGCCGGAGGCGCGAUGGGUGCCAACUUCCUGGACAACUAUCUGUACAGCGGGCAGGAGAUUGCAGACAGAGGAAAUGUUAUUGUGGUGACGUUGAAUUACCGUGUGGGCACCCUUGGCUUCCUGAGCACUGGAGAAUCUGACUUACCUGGAAACUACGGUCUGUGGGACCAGCAGGCGGCCAUCGCCUGGGUGCACAGGAACAUCCGCUCGUUCGGAGGAGACCCCGACAACAUCACCAUCUUCGGAGAGUCUGCAGGCGGAGCUAGUGUCAGCUUCCAGACUAUCACUCCCCACAACAAAGGGCUGUUCAAGAGAGCCAUCUCCCAGAGUGGCGUCGCCAUUUGCCCAUGGGCUAUCAACAAGAACCCCCGCAGGUUCAGUGAAGAGAUUGCUGUGACGGUCGGCUGCCCCACGGAUCAGACUAUGGCUUCCUGUUUGAAGAUGACUGAUCCUGCGCAGCUUACGCUGGCCGGCUCUCUCAGUUUGUCCAGCUCACCUGAUCACCCAAUUCUCCACAACUUGCUCCUGUCUCCUGUGAUCGAUGGCGACUUCCUGCCGGAUGAGCCUUCCAAAUUGUUCCACAAUGCUGCUGAGAUCGACUACAUUGCUGGAGUCAACGACAUGGACGGACAUCUCUUCACUGGCUUAGAUGUUCCUUCAAUCAACUCCCAACUGUUGGACACCCCUAUCGAUGACGUAAAGAGGCUCCUGGCUUCGUACACUAAGCAGGGCAAGGCUGCUGUGGACCACGGUUUCUCCACAUACACCUCAACCUGGGGCUCAAACCCCAACAGGGAGACCAUCAAGAAAACCGUUGUGGCAAUUGGAACGGACUACAUCUUCCUGGUUCCUACUCAGGCUGCCCUCUACCUUCAUGCUGCCAACGCCACAACCGGUCGUACCUACUCCUACCUAUUCUCUGAGCCCAACCGUAUGGGCGGCCUUGCCCUGCCGUACCCCAGCUGGAUGGGAGCCGACCACGCCGAUGACCUGCAGUACGUGUUUGGAAAGCCUUUCACUACACCGCUGGCGUACUGGCCUCGCCACCGUGACGUCUCUGGCUACUUCAUCGCCUACUGGACCAACUUUGCCAGAACUGGGGACCCCAACAUAGGAGAGUCGGGAGUGCCCGCUGCCUGGCCUAAAUUCACCAGGGAUGGACACCAGUUCCUGGAGAUCAACUCUAACAUGAACAAGAACUAUGUGCAACAAAAGAUGAGAUUGCGUUAUGUGCAUUUCUGGACCAGCGUCCUACCCAACCUUUCCAUGACCAUGUUAGAAUAA
Cyclopterus lumpus (lumpfish) is the source of this 1668-nucleotide messenger RNA. RefSeq names its product bile salt-activated lipase-like. Gene Ontology annotation, cellular component: synapse; cell surface; postsynaptic specialization membrane. The record is from RefSeq and is a predicted model, not a curated record. Gene Ontology annotation, biological process: modulation of chemical synaptic transmission; chemical synaptic transmission; neuron cell-cell adhesion. Lineage: Eukaryota; Metazoa; Chordata; Actinopteri; Perciformes; Cyclopteridae. The transcript has 11 exons. Gene Ontology annotation, molecular function: sterol ester esterase activity; neurexin family protein binding; signaling receptor activity. Bases 1 to 1668 code for a protein of 555 amino acids.